Daphnia pulicaria is the source of this 6757-nucleotide messenger RNA. It is a transcript of the gene obe, whose product is annotated as activating signal cointegrator 1 complex subunit 3-like. Gene Ontology annotation, molecular function: ATP binding; ATP hydrolysis activity; nucleic acid binding. The coding region runs from base 213 to 6635 and encodes 2140 amino acids. The transcript has 22 exons. The record is from RefSeq and is a predicted model, not a curated record. NCBI's taxonomy places the organism in Eukaryota, Metazoa, Arthropoda, Branchiopoda, Diplostraca, Daphniidae.
CGAUUGCUGGAAAGAAGAAAUUUUACCGGUGCCUCUUAUCGUCCAGGUCCAUCCUUGCAUUCCCGUAGUCAAUUAAAUUUGUCAAUUACGUAUUAUAAAAUAUUUGUGUGUGUGUUUGUAAAGCAGGAAAUUAUUCAUAAGUUCAAUCCUUGGAGUCGUAGGGUUAAUUAAACCUUAAAUGGUGUAAUAUAUUCCAUCAAUUCACAACUAGAAUGAAACCUACUCCUCGUUUAUCCAGAGCACUGAGGGCUUUUACCAAUCUAGGUUCUCCCACAUGUGGUAAAUUGACAGAUACAUCAUCUUGUCAUUUAAGUGAGCUUAGGAUAAAACAUCAGGAAGAAAGCAACAAGAUCACAUGGGUGAGUUUGGUUGGGGAAUUGGAGAAAUCGGGGAAAAAUACAGCAGAUACCAGAGCACUGCUGAAUCCUCUUAGACAGGUUGCCCAUAAAAUAGUUGGAGAUGAGUGUGGGGCACAGGUGGUAGAGGAUUGUGCUAUUGGUCUACUUUUGUACUUUUUGGAGAAGGAAGAUGUCACCUCCAAAAACCUCUCCUCUUUGGGCUUUGGAAUAAUUGAUCUUUCACUCGGAAAAGAAGCACUCAAACACGUAAGAAACUUGGCAAACAAGUUGCCUGAGAAUGUGAUGAAGUACCUCAAGAAUGAAAACCCAGAAGAAUGUGUAGCCGAAUUUGGCAAAGAUGUGAAGAUAUACCCAGUAGAUGAAGUUUCUGUCAGUGGAGUUGAAGUGCUUAUAGAUUGGGGAAGUCCCACUAGCAAUUUUGAUGGACUUACCAAAAAAGAUAUUAUUAGUUUCAAAUGGGAAGAAGCAAAAACAAAUGAGACCAGAGUAUAUGAGCGCAAAGCACAUGGUCGUGGUUGGCUUGAACAGCAGCUAGCUCUUUCUAAUUGCAAUGCUCUCAGUAUUCCCAUUACGGAUCUCGUUGAUUCCAUCAUGAACGUUUUGUGCUCUAGUAAAUCGGACGAUGAAUUACAAACGGAGUUCUUUGAUUUGCUGGGAUUUGAACGAUUUGAACUGAUACAAGAGCUCUUGGAACAUAGGAAGGAAAUGAAGAAAGCAGAAAAAUCGAUUGCCACUCAGGUUGCCAUGGCCUCAUCCAAACCUAAACCUUAUUCUGCUGGCCCCAUUAUCAGUGGGCAAGUGCUUGUUCAAUCUGCCCAGGAAAAGGAUUUGAUGAAGCAGGUUCGAAGAGAGGAAAAGCGAUUUCAGAAGUUACGUCAAGGAUACGAGAAUGACGUAGAAGAGGCGUCAUCGAUGAAAAUGUUUCAAGAGCAACAGUUGGUCAUGGCUUCGACCCUUCCAAUUAUGAAACAUUCCGCUAGUAAAGCAAUCAAAUAUCCCAACGUUUACGAUUCAAUAGCAGAGGCGAAACAAUCUUCAUCUUUCGUUGGUGGGAAGAAAAUGGCGUUGCCAGAGUCUGCGGUGCGUACCAACACCGCAAAAUAUGAGGAAAUCAACAUUCCUCUAUCAGAACCAGCACCAACUGAAGUAGGAAACCAAUUAAUUCCCAUCGCUUCACUGGAUGACAUAAGUCGAAAGGCAUUCGGCAACUGCAAAAAUCUGAACAAGAUUCAGAGCGUAGUAUUUGAAACCGCUUACCGAACUAAUGAAAACAUGUUAGUUUGCGCUCCGACCGGAGCCGGUAAAACGAACAUUGCUAUGUUGACAAUUUUGCAUCAAAUCAAGCAGUACAUCACUAACGGAGUCCUUGAAAGAAAAGAUCAGUUUAAGAUUGUGUAUGUGGCGCCAAUGAAAGCUUUAGCAGCCGAGAUGGCAGAGAAUUUCGGGAAACGCUUGGCCCCACUGGGUAUGCUAGUGCGUGAGUUGACGGGUGACAUGCAGUUGACCAAGGCCGAAAUCAUGGCCACUCAGAUGCUCAUCACAACACCCGAAAAGUGGGAUGUUAUUACCAGGAAAAGCACUGGUGACAUUGCAUUGACGCAGUUGGUAAAAUUACUAAUUAUCGACGAAGUUCACUUACUUCACGGCGAUCGUGGUCCCGUAGUUGAAGCUCUUGUGGCCCGCACGCUGCGCCAGGUUGAAUCGUCCCAGAUGAUGAUUCGAAUCUUGGGUCUUUCGGCCACAUUGCCCAAUUACGUUGACGUAGCGCAAUUCCUGCACGUCAAUCCAUACAAGGGGCUCUUUUACUUUGAUUCGCGCUUCCGACCUGUGCCUUUAUCUCAAACAUUCAUCGGUGUGAAGGAGGUGAAUCCCAUGCGACAAAUGCAACAGAUGGAUUUCGUCUGUUAUGAUAAGGUCGCCGCCAUGGUGCAGCAGGGACAUCAAGUGAUGGUGUUUGUCCAUGCCCGUAACGCCACUCUGAAGACAGCCCAGACUUUAAGGAUGAUCGCGCAGGAAAAAAAUCAGUUACAUUUAUUCCAGCCAGAAGAUAAUAGUGGAUUCAGCACCGCCAUGAGAACGGCAGGGAAAUCGAGGAAUAGGCAUCUUGUCGACUUGUUCAAAGAUGGUUUCGCAAUUCAUCACGCCGGAAUGCUGAGGAGUGAUCGAAACCUUGUGGAGAAAAUGUUUUCCGACGGAAUGGCGCGAGUCCUGGUUUGCACAGCUACUUUGGCAUGGGGUGUAAACUUGCCUGCUCACGCAGUCAUCAUCAAAGGAACCGAGAUCUACGACGCUAAACACGGAGCCUUUGUCGAUAUCGGCAUCUUGGAUGUUCUGCAGAUCUUUGGUAGAGCUGGUCGACCCCAAUUUGACAAAUCAGGACACGGAACUAUCAUCACAUCCCACGACAAGCUAGCCCACUACCUCUCGUUGCUGACGUGCCAAUAUCCCAUCGAGAGCAGCUUUGAAAAAUCCAUGACAGACAACCUAAACGCUGAAAUUACGCUCGGAACAGUUGCAAAUGUUGACGAAGCCGUCCAGUGGCUAAGUUACACCUACUUGUUCAUUCGGAUGAGGAAAAAUCCUAUCGCUUACGGCAUCAACCUGGAACAGAUAUUUGACGAUCCCCACUUGGGAGGAAAACGUCGAGAAUUGAUCGUUAUGGCUGCCCGAUCCUUGGAUAAAGCCCGAAUGAUCCGCUUCGAAGAAAAGACUGGAUUGUUGCACGCCACCGAUUUGGGUCGAACCGCUAGCCACUUUUACAUCAAAUACGACACAGUCGAGAUUUUCAACGAGCAAAUGCAUCAAGCUAUGAAUGAUGCCGAAAUUUUCGCCCUUAUCUCCAUGGCAACUGAGUUUGACCAGCUCAAAGUGCGUGAUGACGAGCUGGAUGAGCUUGACGAUUAUCUCCAUACUUACUGUGAAUUGCCUGUCAGCGGCGGGAGCGAGAAUAUUCACGGCAAAGUCAACAUUUUGAUGCAGACUUACGUCUCGCGUGGAUCCGUCAACUCGUUUAGUUUAAUUUCCGAUCAGUCGUUCAUCGCCCAAAACUCGUCUCGUAUUGCUCGAGCUCUUUUCGAGAUUGUUUUGCGCAAAAAUUGGCCAUUAAUGUCCGGUAGAGUUCUUCGGGUUUCCAAUAUGAUUGAGCAACGAGUUUGGGACUCUCAGCAUCCGUUGCGCCAAUUUGGCACUCUCGGCCAAGAUAUUAUCAUCAAGUUGGAAGAGAAAAAGUUAUCACUUGAACGACUGCGCGAGAUGGACAGCAAAGAGAUUGGAUUUAUGAUUCAAAAUCAAAGAUCAGGCCCAAUUGUUAAGCGGAAUGCAUCCGAGUUCCCUUACCUGGAUGUAGAGGCUACGGUUCAACCCAUCACGCGAACGGUGCUGAGAAUUCGACUCAGCAUCCGACCCGAUUUUCGCUGGAACGACAGAAUUCACGGUCUUUCGUCGGAGCCGUUUUGGAUGUGGGUGGAAGAUCCUGAAAACAACACGACAUAUCAUUACGAAUCCAUUUCGCUGGGAAAGAAACAAGUGACACGCAAGGAGGAGCAAGUGAUUGUCUUCACCAUCCCAAUCUUUGAGCCACUGCCGUCGCAGUACUACAUCCGCAUUGUCAGCGACCGUUGGCUCCGCUGCGAAACCACUUAUCCAAUUUCGUUCCAGCAUCUCAUCCUACCCGAACGCCAUCCGCCACACACCGGGCUGUUGGACCUGAAACCGUUGCCCGUCGCUGCGUUAAAGAAUCCAGAGUGGCAAAGUCUCUACUCGUUCCCUUAUUUCAACCCCAUUCAAACGCAACUUUUCCACGUCUUGUAUCACACGGACCAUAAUGUCUUGCUGGGCGCACCCACUGGUUCGGGAAAAACCAUUGUUGCUGAAAUCGCCAUGUUCCGUGUCUUUCGGGAAUACCCAAAAGCCAAAGUGGUUUACAUCGCCCCGAUGAAAGCGUUGGUGCGGGAGCGGAUGGAUGAUUGGCGAGAGCGCCUAGGCCGCCGAUUGGGCAAAAAUGUUGUCGAGUUGACGGGUGAUGUCACACCUGACGUCAGGGCCAUCAGCCGGGCUGAUGUGAUCGUCACGACUCCUGAAAAAUGGGAUGGUGUUAGUCGAUCUUGGCAGACUCGCGAUUACGUUCGCGCUGUAGCGCUAAUCAUCAUCGACGAAAUCCAUUUGCUGGGAGAAGAUCGCGGUCCAGUCCUGGAGGUCAUCGUGUCCCGUACAAACUUCAUCGCGUCACACACUGGUCGCUCUUUGCGCCUUAUCGGCCUGUCUACUGCCGUUGCCAAUGCACGCGAUUUGGCCGAUUGGCUCAACAUUGGCCAAGUUGGUCUCUUCAAUUUUCGACCCUCCGUCCGUCCCGUUCCGUUGGAAGUUCACAUUUCCGGGUUCCCCGGUAAGCACUAUUGCCCCCGCAUGGCCACGAUGAAUAAACCCACGUUUCAGGCUAUCAAGCAGCAUUCUCCAGACAAGCCGGUGUUGGUAUUUGUCUCGUCUCGACGUCAAACACGGUUGACUGCCCUGGACCUGAUCGGUUAUCUAGCUGCAGAGGAUAGCCCUCGACAGUUUGUUCGUAUGCCAGAGCGAGACAUGGAGCAGCUCACCAUUUCCAUCCGAGAUCCAAAUCUCAAGUUGACUCUCUCUUUCGGUGUCGGCAUCCAUCACGCUGGUCUGACAGAGAAGGAUCGCCGUUUAGUGGAGGAAUUGUUUGUCAACCAAAAAAUUCAAGUUCUCAUUGCGACGGCUACCUUAGCCUGGGGUGUCAACUUUCCUGCCCAUUUGGUCGUUAUCAAGGGCACCGAAUACUACGACGGAAAAUCGCGUCGUUACGUCGACAUGCCAAUCACAGAUGUAUUGCAGAUGAUGGGUCGCGCGGGACGACCACAGUAUGAUGAUCACGGAGUCGCCUGUGUCCUUGUGCACGACAUCAAGAAAGAUUUUUACAAAAAAUUUUUGUACGAGCCAUUUCCUGUCGAAUCCAGUUUGCUGGAUGUGCUGCCGGAACAUUUGAACGCCGAAAUUGUGGCUGGCACGAUUUGCUCCAAACAGGAUGCAAUUGACUAUCUGACUUGGACGUUUUUCUUCCGGCGAUUGCUCCAAAACCCGGCCUAUUACGGACUGGAACAACUGGAACCUACCGAUGUCAACCAUUAUCUGACGUCGCUCAUUCAUCGCUCCCUCUCGGUCCUGGAAGCCGCGUCGUGUCUUGAAAUAGAGGACGAAGAGGACGAAGUAGAGGACGAAGAGGACGACAAAGUAGAGGACGAAGUAGAGGACGAAGUUGGGGACGGAGAGGACGACAAAGUGAAAGACGAAGAGGACGACAAAGUGGAAGACGAAGAGGACGACAAAGUGGAAGACGAAGAGGACGACAAAGUGGAAGACGAAGAUGACGACGAAGACGAUAACAUUUUUCUCAGUCGUCAGAAAACAAAAAGUCAUAAAAUUUCGGUUCCUUCGCCCACUUUUAAAACGCAAGCCUCAGUCGCUAACAAAGUUUCAGAAUUGGGUACACCCAAAACUUCGAAAUUCCGUUUCCUACCCGAACCGGUACCACCGCCCCGGACUCCCAGGCGAACGCUUACUUUGGUCAAGGAAUCUUCACCGAAUAGAGUUGAGCAGUCUACUAGCAUUCCAGAAGAGGUUGCAAAUGCAGAACUGCACAAGAGAUCGCAAAAGGAAACUCCACUUAUUAGGCCUUCAACAUCUCGUGCCAACGAAGAAUCAAGCGAGGAAACUCCUUUGUCAAAGAGAAGAAGAUUCCCCGAUUCUUCAAAGAAACAGUCGCCAACUAAACGACUCCAAUCCCCUGUAAAAUCCUCGCAACAAUUGAACGAUCUCGAUGCCCAUGGGGAUGAUUUUGGACUUAUUGAAGAAGUACUGAAAAGAACUAUGCUCCGAUCUGCGAAUUCAACGAACCAAGCCCCAUUAAGUUCCACCAUUGAUCCGUCUACACUUCCGGUGCCAAACCGCAGUCAUCUACCGACGCAAUUCAAUCUUUAUUUGGCCUCACCCGGUGAUCCUGUACGAGUACAGCAACUGUCUAACGCUGAACACAGCAUGUCGUUGGUUCAUCUACUGCCAAAAAUUGUUUUUGCUCUGAAAAUUAAUAACCCGAUGAUGGUCGUGCGACUCAAAGGAAGCGUCGAAUUUAGAAGCAAUCCCCAUGUUCCAAGUCGCAUUUUACUCAACUCGUCUACGAGACUUGUUGACCUUAAAGCGGGUAUUCUUCACGUGGUCAACACAGGGGAACAAGUCGCCUCAUUUGUACUUUUCGAAAUGUUCUAAUAGUGGCAUUACCGGCAAUCUGAUUUUUUUUUGCUUCCCUCCAUAGUUAGUUUAUAUUUUCAUUCAUGUACACGAGAUGGCGUUCGCCGUCAACCUGAAAUAAAUACACUUUUGAUUGUCGA